Bactrocera oleae (olive fruit fly) is the source of this 2709-nucleotide messenger RNA. It is a transcript of the gene Osi12, whose product is annotated as DUF1676 domain-containing protein Osi12. Gene Ontology annotation, cellular component: membrane. The record is from RefSeq and is a predicted model, not a curated record. Lineage: Eukaryota; Metazoa; Arthropoda; Insecta; Diptera; Tephritidae.
GUGGCAGCAAUGAAAAUGCAAAGAAAUGUGAAAAUCAAAAGAAAAGCAGCAAGUAAUUUCUUUGCUGGCUUUUAGUGCGAAUAAAAUUGGUGUCUAUAAAAGAAUAGAGCGCGCCUUACGGUGGCAUCAGUGUGUUUUGAAGACUGCCAGAAGCCGCUUCAGUCGGUUAAUCAGUUACAAAAGGUAAAAACAAAGCGACUAACGUUACAUAUAGUGUACUCAAACGCGACCAAAAGUCAAUAGCCGUUUUGGUUGAAUUGCUCUCGGUGCGAUUGUGUGUGUGUGUGUGUGCAUGAUAAACAAGGAUACUGGGAAAAGUGUAAUAAAAAGUGCUUGAAAUAACAAAAUAGUGGCGACAAACUAAAAAUUGUGCUCAACAAAAGAAUAAACCACAAAAAUUCAAAUAAAUAAUUUAACAGUACUGAAAGCCAGUGGCCAAAAUGUUGUUCAAAAAGACUUUUAUACCGGCGAAACUAAAAAAUCCCGCCAUAUGCUGGAAUUACGUGUUCGCGCUAUGUGUUUGCCAGAUUUGGCAUACCUGCAACGCCGGCACAGAAAAUCUUACCAACUUUCCUUACACACAGCAAGGAUCUGCAGCAGCAAUAUCAGUCGUGUCUGCAAGUAAAUCUUCUGCAGCCGCAUCCUCACCAACCUUGUCAGCAACUUCUGCCGCGCCCUUGAGCUCCACAAAUGCCGGCACACGCACAGUUUUACGCAUCUACGAUGAGUGCAGUCAUUCGAUUGGCGGUUUCGCGCCAUGCCUGAAAAAAAAGGCGAUCUCUUUUAUCGACCGCAUAUCGCACAUUGACGCGAUCACCGUGGCAGAUGGCAUUAAAUUGGUGCGUUUGCCGAAUAGUGCUGUAGCCGAAGCUCCGGUGCCACUUCAACCGCUCUAUAGUGAGAACGAGUUAGAACCAUCUUUAUCGCGCUCCAGCGAUGAUCGCGAUACAAAAUUGACAAAUAUGCUUAUUGAAAGAUUGAGCUAUUUCUUCAACGGACAUACACUGCAAGUUAAUUUUCCAAAAUUGACUGCUGAAGAAAUAGGACGUGGUCUUGAAGAAGGUCGUGGCAAGAUGAAGAAAAUGAUGAGCAUGAUGAUGAUGGGCAUGGCCAUGAAAAUGAUCGGUAUGCUGCCGGUUGCGAUGGGUAUGCUUUACAUGAUGGCCGGCAAGGCUCUAAUUGUCUCCAAGAUUGCCCUAUUGCUGGCGGGCAUGAUGGGUAUAAAGAAACUAAUGUCAGGGCGAGGCGGCGGAUCGGGUGGCGGUGCGGGUUGGUCAUCUGGUGGCGGCGGUGGUGGCGGCUGGUCUUCCGGCGGUGGCGGUGGUUAUGAUCGACGCUCUCUAAAUGAGGCGCACGAAUUGGCUUAUCGAGGUUUUACUAAUAGGCAGCCAUCUGGCAUGUAUUCGAAGCAGAAUUCAGCACAACAACAACCAAAACAGCACGAACAGCAGCAGCAACAGCACAAACAUCAGCAGCAACCGUUAUCGCUGCAACAGCAGCAGCAGCAAGUGCAAAAGUCAUAAACAGUAGCUAGCAGCAGUAGUAGUGGUGGAAGUGAUGGUACUUAGAGAAGAACUUAACGACACCAAGAACAACCAAUAACUGUUAUAAAAUCGAAGUGCAAUACUUUAAUGCAAAGAUAUACAUGUUUAUAUGGUAACUUUUGCAUGAACACACGCGCAAAAGCAUGAAAAUUAAUACACUCACCAUUCAUCAUCUCAUAGAUGAUGUGUAGCUUCUUAACACAAAUCAACAGCGGCAACAUAAGAACCGCCAAAUUGGCAACAAAGAUAAAAAUACACAUUUGUUGUUCAGCAUUUUGUAAUUAGAAUUUCUUUUACUGUCUCAUUUCUUCAUCUCUUUUUAUAUUUCGACUUCCCAAUCCUCUUCUAGCUUUAAUAAGCCUAGCUAAAGGCGCCAAUUUCCACAUUUUACGCUAGUUUUAUAAGUUCGCCAACAUACAGAGUUAAGUAAAUAUUUUCUAUAUAAUUUUUGUUGCCUUUUGCUAUAAUGUAAACUCCAGUUAUUAUUGUAGACUUUUUGCCACGCACAGCAAUCAAGUCAUCGCUUUUCUUUUAUUAGCUAAAGUCUAUUUGUUUUCCUUCUUCUUCUGCUACCUCCAUUAGCUGUGAACUAUGGUGAACUCGCUAUAUUGCUUUUCCAUCUUCUUCAGCGCUUUUUACCCCUCAAUUGUACUUACUCUAUGGAGCUUUUUGUUACAGUUAUUUUUCAAUUACCGGUAGUGCUUAAAUUUUCUAUAAUUCUGGGCGUACUUCCGUAUUCACACAUACUUGUAGAAUUGCCUUCCAGCGCAUGCGCACAUGUGUGUUAGCUCUAAUAUCCUCAUUUCCGAGAACUUUGGCAUGCCACUUUUCAUUGAUUUCAUAUAGAAAUCAUUAGACACCAAUUGAAUUCUUAACAAAAAUGCAGUGCAAAUCAAAUGAAAUGGAUGACUUAUUUUACUUUUUCAUUAUGCUUAUUGAAUCUCUUACUUUUAAUAACUUAUUUAUUUAUUAUUACUUUGUAGUUUUUAAGCCUAAUAUUUGUUUAAGUUUUUCUAGUGCUAUGCAUUCAGAAAAUAAAAAUUCAAAAAACAUACAAAAACACAAUUAAAAAAUUAUAUUUUAUUUAUAAUAUAGUACGUAAAAUCCAAUUGUUUACUACAUUUUUAUACAUAGUUAUAUUAAAUAAAUUGCAAUUUAACGUAAA